UCCCUUCAGUCUUUUAAAAUUGAUUCGCUAACGUAGUUUUCUCUCAUUUGUCGUUCUCUUAAAAUUUUACGAAAAUCACAUCUGAAAAAGGAAACGAAAAGGAAAAGAAAUUAGAAAUGGCGGAUCAACUUACCGAUGACCAGAUCUCCGAGUUCAAGGAAGCCUUCAGCUUGUUCGACAAAGAUGGAGACGGUUGCAUUACCACAAAGGAGCUUGGAACUGUGAUGAGAUCACUGGGACAGAACCCCACCGAGGCAGAGCUCCAGGACAUGAUUAAUGAAGUUGAUGCAGAUGGAAAUGGAACUAUUGACUUCCCUGAGUUUCUGAAUCUUAUGGCUAGGAAGAUGAAAGACACUGACUCUGAGGAGGAGCUGAAAGAAGCCUUCAGAGUUUUUGACAAGGAUCAGAAUGGUUUUAUUUCUGCUGCUGAAUUGCGCCAUGUGAUGACAAACCUUGGUGAGAAGCUUACUGAUGAAGAAGUUGAUGAAAUGAUAAGGGAGGCAGAUGUAGAUGGUGAUGGCCAGAUAAAUUAUGAGGAAUUUGUGAAGGUCAUGAUGGCAAAGUGAUCAUCCUUAGUACUACCAAAACUAAACGAUUCUUAAUAGAUUAAGAAAAGAAUCAUAUUUUCCCUUUUUAUUUUUGUCAUGAUUUUAUUUGAUGAUGUUGAAUCAAGCUCUUAAAAGGGUAGUGGUUUAUUUAUGGUCAUGCAAUGUUGGUUAUUA
Molecule: messenger RNA, 722 nt
Organism: Manihot esculenta (cassava)
Lineage: Eukaryota; Viridiplantae; Streptophyta; Magnoliopsida; Malpighiales; Euphorbiaceae
Product: calmodulin-7
Exons: 2
Coding region: 117-566 (149 amino acids)
Molecular function (GO): enzyme regulator activity; calcium ion binding
Source: RefSeq, a predicted model, not a curated record